Molecule: messenger RNA, 4452 nt
Organism: Symbiodinium sp. CCMP2592
Lineage: Eukaryota; Dinophyceae; Suessiales; Symbiodiniaceae
Source: the annotation of a GenBank genome assembly
AUGUCCGACUCCGGCGAGGAGGAGGUUCGCCUGCUGUGUGGGGCGGAAGUUGAGUCAGAGGACGAUGAGGAGCUGGUGCUAGAGGGACGAUACAGAGAUGGGAUGCUGACCGAGUAUGUGAACGGCAGGGGUGAUACAGUGAAUUGCAUCAACUCCAUCAAGGUUUACACGGCCAUGAGCACGCACAAUUUGUGGAAGGUCGAUGACCAGCUGGAGGAGUUUCACGUCUCCUUUGUUUUGAGGUUGAAGUGGAAGGAUCCGAACUUGAAGUAUUUCAGAGCCAAGCUCACUCUGCAGACGCCGGCGCCACAUCAACCUGUGCAGGUUCAUUCCGAUGUACGAGAACUGGAAGUCAUCGUUAUCCGGAAACAUCUGAACGGGGACUUAGAGUACAUCGAGGUAGGUCAGGGCGACUUCUACCACACGAUCCGGUAUGAGGACUACAUGUCCCUGAGUGCUCCAGACUGGCAGCACUACUUCUUCCCGAAGCACAGCUUUACGAACAUGCGGCCGGAAGAGAAGCUGGUCUUCGAACAAAAGGAAAUCCUGUGGUCUGAUGAGACGGGCGGGUUCGUAGAAUACAAAGUGAAGUAUGAUGCGAGAUUUUCAGAGACCUUGGAACUUCGAAGCUUCCCGCUUGACCGGCAAAUCUGCAGGAUCAAGUGCUCGGCCGAACUUCCGGCGGAAAAGUUCCAGUUCGUCCCAGAAGCCGGCAGCUCAUGGGAAGGAAUCACCACAUGCGACAUGUGGUGCCCGGGAAGCGAUCUGCCAAGCGGGAAGAAGGUGAGCUUGCUCUACGUUCGCUACUGCGACAAGCACUAUGCAUACCCUAUACAAAGAUCCUGUGCCACCAUUCUGAUCCAUUUGGACCGUGAUGGAUCCUACUACUUCCAUAGUGUGCUGCUCAUGGUCUUCAUGGUGAACCUCGUCAGCCUGUGCGGCUUGCGCAUCUCGCUGAGCCACCUAAGCGGCCGCCUGGGCCACCUCAUCACUUGCUUCCUGGCUGUUUUGGCGUAUCGCUACGUCAUCGACGAUAAGCUUCCACAAAAGCAGUACAUGACUGCGGCCGACUGGUACAUACUCUCAGCUUGUGUCUUUCUUGUGCUGCUCUGCAUUGAGACAGUCGUUCUGUCGGCUUGCGGCAGGGAGGGCGUCCUGACUUGGUGCAAGACCUCGGAUCAAGACAUGUUGGAUCGAUAUACCGGUUUCGGUGCGGCAGCGGCAUGGAUCCUGGGCAAUGCCAUGCUAUACUUUUUGUGGAAAUGCGGGUGUCGGUCGAGCUGGAGCAGCGUCUAUGCCGAUAACGAAGAACCGUAUUUCCGUGUCUGCGAAUGCCCAGAAUGUAAGCAUCGUUGGCUCCGCAAGCAGUUUGGAAACAACGAUGGGAAGUGCAAGGAACCAGCACACGCGCAUGUCACCCCGCGAUUGCUUUACCACACGCCUCUAGACCACGAUCCGGUGGUGCAGCCACAGCAGAAAGGUUUCCCAGGCUGCCGCAUGCUCGGGCACCUUCGCUUACCGAAGGAGGCACCUGGACCGCUAGAUCCGGGUCUUGCGCAGGCCUUGGCCAAAGCUGCCGGGCCUGGGGAGGACUUGACAAGGCUCUCGGAGUGUCUUUGCACGGGCCAGUCCAAGCGGCCAAAUUUAUCUCAGCGGACCAGGCCGAAGGCCAAAGCUCCGAUGCCGAGUGAGGUUGGCCUUGAGCUGGAGAGGGUGUCCGUAGAGACCUUCUGCGACUUCAUCGUUUGCCUUCGAGGCAAUUCCAUCACCGAGGAGGAACUGCAGGGCAUCUUGCGGGAAGUUCCCAUCGAUAGCGAGGGCCUGCUGAGCUGCCGGAAGCUCCUCCGGUGCCUUCAGCGCCGGACAAGCGAUCGCGGGCCCGCGGGCCUCCUGAGCCGGGCCUUCGCGCGCUGCUUCCCGGGUCGCCCCAGCGAGCCGACAGAGGGAGUCGAAACAGACCAAGUCCGCGAGGGAAUCCCCGGGCUUCGAGGCAAUGCUGUCACCGAGCAGGCACUGCAGGACUCUCUGCCAGAAGUUCCUGGUGAUCGCGAGGGCCAGAGCCGCCAGAGCCCGGGGAGCUUCCGGGAGCUCGAGGGCUCCUUGCCGGAUCGCGUGAAUCAGGAGCCGCCGGAUGAUGGCGAGAAGCCGGAGGAGAUCGGCAAGCUUCGGAGAGGCUCAUGCGACCACUCGGAUCCAGGCACCGCCAAAGCAGUGCAGGGGAAGGAGUACGACCUGGCCGACAAGAACCAGCUUGCGGCUUUCCUCGAAGAUGCGGACAUUCAGCUGGGUUGCCAGGAUGGCCCGGGCAUGCGGAGGAUCUCCAAGGAUGCCCUCCACGUCAUCGUCAGGAACCUCAAAGGCGACCGUUUCACCGUGGACAUGCUCCAGGGCAUCCUGCAAGAGGUUGAUCCCGAUGGCGAGGGGCUGCUGAGCUGCGAGGAGUUGGCACGCUGCCUCCGCCGCCCGGCUCCGGCUCCAGAGACGCAAGAGUCCAAGCGCUUCGACCUGGCGCAGAAGCAGGGGCUCGCGGACUUCCUGAAAGAAGCGGACAUCCGCUUGGUGCGAGCCGACUUCAUUUUGAAGCUGCACCGGGAAGGACAGCGGCUCCCGCGCCGCCAGGAAGCGGAGUUUGGCUACGUCGAAACCCGCACGGCACUUGUCACGCACGAGGAGGUCCAAGCCUGGGCCGAUGGCAAGGCGCCUGAAGGCACCCAGAUAGUCUCGCUGUCCCACUGCUGGGAGUCGAGGGAACACUGUGAUCCGUACGGAUUCCAAGUUGCCAAGCUAGCCAAGACUCUUACGGGAAAGGAAUGGCUGUUCAUCGAUUAUGUAUCCUUGUAUCAGUUCCAGCGACUCUCCCAGAAGCAGAAUGUCAGCUUCGGGCGUGCGAUGCAGCACAUGCACGUGCUGUACUGCCAUGAGAAAUCAAGUACGCUCCGAAUCGAGUCUCUGACACCGGCAGCAGACAUCGCAGAAGCCGAGCGAAAGCAAGAAUGCGUGAUGAUGUAUCACCACCCCACCGGCCUGGUGAAACCAGUGCCGGUCACUGCAUUGGUCAAGAAUAAUACCCCUUAUAGUGAGCGGGGCUGGUGUGCAGCGGAGAGGGAGUGGUCAAGUACUCGAACAGCCACCAACCUGUCGCGCGAAGUAGAUGCGGCGGAAGGCGAGAAGGGGGGAAUCGCCCCGAUGGUGCCGGAGGCAUUUCGAGAGAACGUAGCACACCAGCUCAAAUUCACGCAUUUGAAGGAUGUAGAGACCGUCUGCAGAUUGCAAGCGGAAGUGUACAAAGAGAAGGCAGAGAUGUGCAAGAGCUUGCGGCUCGUAGAUUUGGGCGCGGAAGCCCUCGGCAUCGCCCUGUCGGGCCUCGAGCGCUACCCGGUGCUGGAGAGCCUGGAGAUCGUCCACUGUGAGCUCAGCCCCAAGCUCCUGCUACUGCUGAAGGAGAAGCAGCUUCCACAGCUCCACCUGCAGCACAACGAGCUCUUGGAGGAGGGCACCCGCCAGGUCGUUGAGGCCUUGGCUGUGCAGCUUGCGGCACUCAGCCUCAGCCACGACCGCAUCGGCGUCGCUGGUGUCAAUGCUUUGGCUGAGGCUCUGCGGACGUCGAAAGCUCUGAUCGAGCUGAACCUGAGCCACGUGUGCCUGGACGGCGAUGGGGUCAGCGCUCUCGUAGAGGCAAUCACGCAGAAUCGCACGCUCAAGCGGCUGAGCAUUGCGGGAGCCAACCUUGAAAUUGCGGAGGAAUGCGCUUUGGCCCUUCUUGAGGCGCUCCGAGUGAGCGGGGUCGAAGCCCAGCUCCAGCUCGAUCUGACGGACAGCGAUUCGGGCAAGGCCGCCGUGGCAUUAGCCAGGGCCCUCCGGACCGGCCAGGUGAAGGGCACCGUCACCCACCCAGCCACGGAGUUCCUGUGCAUGUUGGAGGACAAAGAAUUCAAAGAGCUCGAGGAAGCGCCGCAGAAGCUGAAGCUCGAUCUCAACGGCAACGGCUACAGAGGGCGACCCGAGAGUUUCCGGCGGCUCUUCGGACCGCUCUGCAGGGCCCUGCCGAAGCUCCCGGAGCCGCUCUGGGAGCUGGAGCUCUGGCUCUACCGCAACGGCGACGCCUUCGGUGCUGACGGGGCCCGGGCCCUGGCCGCAGGCCUCUGGCACCAAAAGGAGCUGCAGGUGCUGAGGUUGUGGCUGAGUAACAACUCCCUGGGCGACCAGGGCACAGAGGCCUUGGCCUCCGCCCUCCGCGAGCUGACGGAGCUGAAGACACUCGUGUUGAGCCUGAUUGAGAACAACAUCGGCGAUGCCGGCGCCACCUCAGUGGUGGAGAGCCUCUGGGAGCUGCAGCAGCUCACAAACCUCAAAGUUUUUCUGCGUGACAACAAGCUCAGCGAGGAGGUGCAGCAGAAGCUCCGGGCCGCCUUCGACGCCCUCCCGGCGGCCGAGAAGGAGAUCGAGCUUUAA